This is a messenger RNA of Entrophospora candida, 1323 nucleotides long. Lineage: Eukaryota; Fungi; Glomeromycota; Glomeromycetes; Entrophosporales; Entrophosporaceae. The record is from the annotation of a GenBank genome assembly.
AUGGAACUUAGCACUUUCUACAAUCAAACCCUAAACCUUUCCUGUUUCUCGCCAAACUCUAAAUAUAUUGCAACGGUUUUACAAAGUAAACUCAUCAUUCGUGAAGUUCCAACUUUAAAAAUUUUGUCAACAAUAAGCAAACCAAACUUUAAAAUACAAGAAAUAUCUUGGUCACCAAAUUCAGAAUAUGUUAUGACAGCAUGUUAUAAAACCGGAAGUAUUUCAAUAUUUAGUGUAAAUUAUAAAGAUUGGAUUUUCCACAUUGAAGAUUGUAUAAUUGGUUUAGCUAAUGUAAAAUGGAGUUGGGAUGGAAAAUAUAUUUUAUGUUUUUCUGAUUUUGAGUAUUGUAUUACAAUAUGGUCAUUAACUACUAAAAAUACUUUCUAUAUCCAAAGUCCUAAAUAUUAUGAUAAAGGAUUUGAUUUUCGAAAAGAUGGACGUUAUUUUGCACUUAUAGAAAGACGUGAAGGAAGAGAUUAUAUAGGAAUUUAUAAUUGUGAAAAAUCUUGGCUAUUGACAAAACUUUUUCCAGUUGAAACGUCAGAAUUAGAAAAUCUUGCAUGGUCACCAGAUGGAAAAUUUAUUGCUGCAUGGGACAAAAUUAUUAAUUACAAAGUUUUAAUUUAUACACCAAAUGGAAAAUUACAUCAAUCAUUUUCUGCAUAUGAUAUAGGCUUAGGAGUAAAAACAGUUACAUGGUCACCUACUUGCCAAUUUCUAGCAAUUGGAAGUUAUGAUGAAAAAAUUCGACUUCUAAGUUAUUAUACUUGGAAAGAAGCUAAAGAAUUAUACCAUAAUGAUCCAGACGAUAUUCAAGAACUAGUAAUAUGGAGAGAAACUUGUGAACUUGAUGUAAAACUUGGUAAAACAGUUGUUAAAUAUGAAACCAUUGAAGAAUCAAUAGAGUUAGAACAAGUAUUAUCGGAUCCUAAACAACCGAAUCCAAAAUUAGGAAUUGGAUUAUGUAAAUUUAAUAGUGAAGGAAAUUUACUAGCAUCACAAAAUGAUAAUAUGCCAAAGUGUUUAUGGGUAUGGGACCUUUCAUUGAUGAAGCCAAUAGCUUUCAUUAUACAAGACUCUUCAAUUAGACAAUUCUUUUGGCAUCCUUCUGAACCAAACAAACUUGUAAUUUGUUGUGGUAAUAAUUAUGUAUAUUUUUGGUCUGGAAAUUCUACUGAUAUCAUUGGGAUGCCUUCUGUUUCAUUGGUUGAAUUACUAUCAUCUAUCAUUUUUUUUGCAACCGAAGGAUUAAUUUUGAUAGGAAAUGUUGUCAAGGCUUUGUUACCUGACGUGGUAUUGGAGUUAACAAAAGAUGAUGAAUGA